AUGGCUCGCAAUCGACCCAGCGCAAGAACCCGGCGCUCGCGGAGGAGAAGAAGAGAAAAACUUCAGAAGGCGUCUGCAAAUGAAGGAAAUGAACAAGCUGAAACCAUUUCUCAAGCUGUCACUCCUGAGGCCGCUUCGCCUACCGCCCAAGCUACCGUCGAUGCUCCAGCUUCUGGUGAGAAAGGCAAGCCAUGUGUGACCAAGGUUCGGCGUUGUAGGCAUCGUCAUCUUCCUGAUCGUCACUAUUACCAUCGUGAGGACAAAUAUGACCGUCGAUUUUAUGCCCUUGAUCGGCGUGUCAAUGAACGAGUUGAUGAUAAUGUCGCAAAGGGGCGCGCUGCCAUAAACGAAGAUUAUCAGCGCCACAGUGACAAUCUGCGUCGUGCCGAGGGAAAGUUGGCAAAGAAAGUAGAGCAGAUUCAGCACGCGUACGAGAGAGAUGUUCGGGAAAAGGACAGAAAGUUCGCUGGUCUCAAGCGGAAAGUCGAUCAGAUACAGGCAGAAAAUGAGGACCUUCGGGAAGAGAUCGCAAAUGAACGUCGCCGCACUCAACGCAUGAUGCUUGAGCUAUACGAGUCUUCAGAUUCCCAAGACACUGAUCAUUCAGACUAA
Fusarium subglutinans is the source of this 612-nucleotide messenger RNA. RefSeq lists its product as uncharacterized. The transcript has 2 exons. The record is from RefSeq and is a predicted model, not a curated record. Lineage: Eukaryota; Fungi; Ascomycota; Sordariomycetes; Hypocreales; Nectriaceae. Bases 1 to 612 code for a protein of 203 amino acids.